AUGACACUGUCUCCUUCUCUUUCUCUCCCUAACUUCCAUUCUUCCUUUCUUUGUUGCCCUCUAAAAUCCAAGCCAUUUGCUACAAGUUCAAUUCAACCAAAACCCACUUCUUAUCCACGCAUUAGAGCUUUGGACCUUGAUCAAAACACGGUAGUGGCUAUAAGUGUUGGUCUUGUGAGUGUGGCUGUUGGGAUUGGCAUUCCAGUGUUCUAUGAAACCCAAAUCGAUAAUGCUGCUAAGAGAGAAAACACGCAGCCCUGUUUCCCGUGUACUGGAUCUGGUGCUCAGAAAUGCAGAUUUUGCUUGGGAUCUGGCAAUGUGACAGUUGAACUUGGUGGGGGUGAGAAGGAGGUCUCUAGAUGUAUAAAUUGUGGUGGUGUUGGUUCCCUCACAUGCACAACUUGUCAAGGAUCUGGAAUUCAACCUCGUUACCUUGACCGCAGAGAAUUCAAAGAUGAUGACUGA
Messenger RNA from Sphenostylis stenocarpa, 465 nucleotides. Lineage: Eukaryota; Viridiplantae; Streptophyta; Magnoliopsida; Fabales; Fabaceae. The record is from the annotation of a GenBank genome assembly.